UAUUGUCCAAUCCGGGCGGACAUUGCCUGGUGGGAUUUUGAAAGAGGGCGCUUGUACCAAAAUUUCCCGGAAAGCAUCUGAGUUUCAUGGCAAUGGCAGGGUUGGGUGCAUUUUGGGGGACGCGAGUGCUGGAGAUAGUGAAGAAGCACGAUUCCGGGGGACUGGUUUGGAAGAGAAUCAAGCUCACCACCACUCGCAAAGCCAACGCCAAGAAGCGCCUCCGCCGCGUUUGGCAGAAUGAAGCUGUGCUGAGGGCAUGUUCCGAACUGCCUUCCUCAGGUAAUUCAACGGCUGAUGGUGAAGACACUGGUACGAAGGAGAGCACUAGCUGAGUGAAGAUUAAACUUGGUAAAGCCUAUUGUUUGAUGUAUUAUCCUAUUGACCAUUUUUGCCUUUCAAUCUGUAAGUCGUCCACAAGCAGUUAAUGAUAGGCCUCGACUGCUUGCACUUCUUUGCCCUUGGUUGUUGGGGCAUUACUUAGUAGCUGUUAUUGGUAAUUAUGGUGCGUAACUAUACACAGUUGUCAAGCCAUGAUGCUUUUAACCCCGCA
Coffea eugenioides is the source of this 550-nucleotide messenger RNA. RefSeq lists its product as uncharacterized. NCBI's taxonomy places the organism in Eukaryota, Viridiplantae, Streptophyta, Magnoliopsida, Gentianales, Rubiaceae. The transcript is spliced from 2 exons. Bases 87 to 332 code for a protein of 81 amino acids. The record is from RefSeq and is a predicted model, not a curated record.